This is a messenger RNA of Purpureocillium takamizusanense, 3130 nucleotides long. Its product is annotated as diphosphate specific. Gene Ontology annotation, cellular component: Rpd3L complex; nucleus; Rpd3L-Expanded complex. The transcript has 3 exons. The coding region runs from base 487 to 2526 and encodes 679 amino acids. NCBI's taxonomy places the organism in Eukaryota, Fungi, Ascomycota, Sordariomycetes, Hypocreales, Ophiocordycipitaceae. Gene Ontology annotation, biological process: regulation of DNA-templated transcription. The record is from RefSeq and is a predicted model, not a curated record.
UUCGAAUGGAAGAAUUGGCUAGGGCGGGCGGCAUCUGAUCUGCAUCUCUCGUCGUUCCGGCUCGGUCGUCGUCCUCCACCACCACCACCAGCACUACCACGCCAGGUGCACCACCGCUUCCUCCCGCUCUCCGUCUUCCUCUCUCUCUCUCUCGUCACCCGUCCUCGCCACACGGCUUACCUUACCUUCAUGAUCCCGUCGACCGGUUGCUGGGCCCUUGCAAGAAUGGACUAGACUAUCCUCAAUCUCAGGGCCUGCUUCUGCGUUAUUCUUUUCUGAAUCGUCUUCGCCUUUCCCUCGUUCUCGAGAGCCAGCCCCCCCGCCACGAGCGCGGAGAGACCGACAAGCAAAGCCGGAAUCAGCCUUCGACUACGAGAGACACGACGCUUCCCCUGCGAGCCCUCGCGACCAACUCGAGCAAUCCCCCCCGACACGCCCACGACCCCUCCCUACCACCGCGUCGCGACCGCCGCGCUCCUCCACACGAUGAAGUCUGCCAGGCCGUCCCUUGCGGACGCCCCAGCGCAUCGCAGAGCCCAGCCUGUCCGACAAGCGCGCACCAACCCGUCGCGAGGACCGGCCCACGCUGGCCGUCACGGCGGCGGUAGAGACGCAGCCGGCUCAGGCCCCGCGGGCGACCAGCCCAUCGACAUCUUCCCGGCAAUCACGCACUUCGCCGACACCAUCACCGCGCUCCCCAAGGAGCUCGUUCGACACUUCACACUGCUCAAGGAGGUCGACGCCAAGCUCUUUGGGCCAGAAGACCAACUUUUCAAGCUCGUCGAGCAGGCCGCGAAUGCACCUGCGCCGGAGCCUCGACAUGCCAAUGACACUGCUGGCGUCGGCGCGUCCUCUUCGGCGCCCAUGAGCACACAGAACAGCUCCAGCGGCUUCGGUUCCAGCCGUGCCGUGCGCUCGGCUCCCCCGUCAGACGGACCCAACGCCGCCGCCCCUAGCAGCGUCUUCGAUCCGGCGAAUAUUCCUCGCCGCCAGCUCUUCCGACAGACGGCUUUCAAAAUCCAGGAAAUGUUGGUGUCGCUCGAGGAGAAGAAUCAUGUAAUAUCGACUGCCAAUGAAGCCCUGAACCGGCAGCUUGCCCGCGUCGAGGACGUGUGGCCCUACCUUGAGAGCGAGUUCAGUGACGAGGCGAAAUGGGGCAGCACCACACACUGGGCCUACCCAGAGAACCGCAACGGCAAAGCAGCCCACGCCGAGCGCGCCCGCCGUGAUGGCGCCGCUGCCAUCUCCGCUGCCGCUCAAGCCCUCGCCGAGGAAGCUGCCGCUAGAAGUGAUGCGAGAAAGCAGGCAGUUCAGGCGAAACGGAACCAGAGAAAUCAGCAUCACGACUCCGACGCUGACGAUCUCGCCGCUCGCCACAAAGCAGAAGGCGGCAAGAAAUCUCAGAGCAGCAAGUCGAGGAAGGUCGCCGAGGCUAAUGUCGGCCUGGGCAUCUCUGGAGCGACCGCGAACGGGAACCCGCCGCCAAAGCGACGCAAAGUGGAAAAGACCACUAACGGCGGAGAGCCCAUGGAACGUGCCAUGAGCAGCGUCUUUGGGAACGCCGCACCCAAGGCCAAGACGAGCAGCCCGCGGGGGACACCGGCGCCAGAUGGCCCUAAGAAGCGCAAGGCUCUACCCACUGGCAGCAGCCAGGCGAAGAAAAAGAAUGGCAUGUCUCCCUCGAUUGCUUCCUCGCCGGUCAUGGGUAACUUGCCCGAGCCCAAGACACAGGCACGCGCAUCGCCCGCACCUAGUAGCGCUCCACGGCCGGCGUCCUCGCGUGCACGACAGAACUCUAUAUCGUCCAACGCGGAAAAUGGGAGGGCGAGGGCGCUGUCUUCGGCGUCGAUCAAGCCCAACGGCAAGGAGUCCGGCACUCCAGACAUGGCCUCUACAAGCGGGUUCCCACGGCCCGCGAAUGAAGCCAAACCUGUCAAGGAGACCAUUGUUCCACUUAAGCCUGAGACGAUCAAGAAGGAGGCGGACCGACCAGACAGCAGCUCCAGGCCGCCGUCCACUGCAGGGAAGAAGGACAGCAAAGACGAAACCGAGAACAAGAACGAGCCUGUAGCACCACAGCCGCAAAACACUGCAACAGUGACAACAAAGAGCGGCAGGGCAAGCAAACCGUCGACUCCGGCGCUGGCAACCUUUCAAGAGGCGGCUCGGCCGCGAUCAUCCAGGAAUACUGAUAACGGUGGGGCGAGCAAGAAGAGCCAUAAGAAGGGUGGCUCCGUUGCACAGGCUCUGGCACCACAAGUCAUUGAGUCUGACGCAAACAGCAGCAGCCUUCAGGGCGACGAGGACGAUGAUAACGACAUCGAUGCAGACGAGCCAACGUACUGCUACUGUAACAGCGUCAGCUACGGCGAAAUGGUGGCGUGUGACGCGGACGAGUGCGAACGCGAGUGGUUCCAUCUGCAGUGCGUAGGCCUCAAGGUCGCGCCAGGCUCGAAGACGAAAUGGUACUGCGAGGACUGCAAAAAGCGCCUCAAGAUGGGAGACAAGAAGGCCGGCAGCCGAUAGACGAGGAGCGGCCGGAGUCAUUGAGGCGGUCUACGCCGAGUGUGAGGCACAGUCUACCGCCCUGACCUGGCGCACAAAGCAGAGCACGCUGGACACGGCAAUGAUCAGGCGCAUGAGCGAUACUAUCGACUGCACCUUCGCAUUGCUCCAGGAUUUAUUCAGACACGAGACGCAUCCAGCGCUGGAGACGAAAAAGGCCCAGCCACUGGCGCAUCACAGCGGAACCAGGCGCGCUGUACAUUGCAAGAAGCGUCUUGAGUUUUGAGCCGUUAUUUCUUUACAUGCAGCACGCACGUCCCGCCUCUUUUUUCCAUUCAUUUUUCGUCUUCUUUGUUUUAUGGACACUGCUGGAGUUUACGGAUAUCCGGAGCUGGGGGAGUCAUUGCUCUAAGCACAAGGGCAACAGGUCUGUCCAAAGCGUUGAUACGAUAGCUGGAAGGGGGGAUCAAUGGGACCCGCCUCAUCAGAACAAGAGGCGAGCUGCAACCACUUCAGGAUGGAGGGUAAUGUCCUGGAAUUUGUCCCAGUCAUGGGGUCAUAGAUGCACAAGAAUGUACUGUUGACCGGGAAUUGACGAAAUAAGUCGGUGUGAUGGAUAAAAUGC